This is a messenger RNA of Python bivittatus (Burmese python), 4451 nucleotides long. The record is from RefSeq and is a predicted model, not a curated record. NCBI's taxonomy places the organism in Eukaryota, Metazoa, Chordata, Lepidosauria, Squamata, Pythonidae.
CCGCGCUCCCCGGCCUGACACCGGAAGCGACGAUCUCCAACCCGGACGGAGCGGAGGAAAGGGUGGAGCUUCGGGGGAGAAGAACCCUCUCGAAUAGUUAUACAAAACCAUCUUUGCCAAGAUUCUGGCUUAUAAUUGAAACUUUGUGAGAGAAGAACACUCAGCAUUGGAUUGCUCUCCAGACAUAACACGAAUUAAUUCUACUUUGAAAACAUGAAAAGUGUUGCUGAAGACCACCUAUAUCUAGACUACUUCAGUCAGAAUGAAGACUGUAUCUACCCUCUGCACACAUCUAUAUCCUUGUUUCUGUUGGCAUAUUGUGAUUGUAAGACCUUCAGGAUAUUUCUAGUAUCUUCAAGUGAAAUAAUUAAUGAUGCACAACAUACUGAACAAAUACUGUCAAAGUACCCGGAGAUUAGCUUCGUCAAAAGAUGUGAACUUCCUGUGGUGGCUCAAAGCUGCUGUUUACCUGUUGUUGUUGAAAAGAAUGGAAAAUUUUGUCGAGCAGGACUUGCUGUGGUACUGAGGUAUAUAGUAGAGAAAACCUAUGAGGCAGAUCCAUCAAAGAAUGGAGUUUUGGAACUUUUGGGCUUUAAAAAGACCUGUUUGAAAGCUUGUGCUGAAGUUAGUGAAUGGACCAGACUUUGUGAAAUCAGCAUUCCUCUGGCAGUUGAAAACUUUCUGAAAGUAUCUCAUAAUAAUCAGCAUCAGGAUCUUCCUGAAGAGAUACUGCAGUUUGAAAAGAAAUUGGGGGAACCUGUAAGAGUACACAACGAUGACAAAAUUAGAAGACAGAAAGUUCAACAGCAAAAGAUAUUUGACAAGACAGCAAGGACUGAUCUUUCCCCAAAAGAAGACAGGAUUGUGGAAAACCAGGAAUCUGCUCCUGCAGAUUUGGAACUGAAAAUAGCUUUUUCUAAACUAACUUUGCAGAAGAUGCCAGUUGCUACCAACAGGGAGCCAUCUCACAUUAGGAAAAUAAAAACAUCUGAACUUCCACCUUUGGAGCAUGUGUUUGCUGAAGGGCUUUAUUUCACUUUGACAGACAUAGUUCUCUUGCCAUGUAUCCAUCAUUUUUUGGCUGUCUGCAAGAAACACCAAAACAACGUAUUACAACUGCCUUUAAUAUUGGGCUGGUACCAAAGGGUUCAAGAAGUACCUGGGAUAAAGGAAGCCACUGUCAAAUGCAAUAUAAAGAAUUUCCUGAAUAGUGGAUCAUACUCUUUACAAAAUGAAUGCCGUCGGAGUGCCUGCACAGUUACCUGCACAGUUUUUAAAGAGCCAGAAAAGGUUCCAGAGGACACUCAGUUUAUAGGUGGACCAAGACGAACAAUGACAAAAUUAAUGGAAAAAGGGAUCGAAGCAAUGUUUUUUCCUCAUCCUUGCCCUAAAUGGACUCUAGACUGGGGCAGUUUACCUGCUGCAGUCAACCCAGGAAAAGGAAAGAUGUCUGCUGAUCGUGCUUUGAGGAAACAGCAGCAGUUGAACAAUCUAAUAGCUUUAGUGACGAAACUGGCUAAGCCUGGAGAUGUAAUUGUGGAUUUUUGCAGUGGUGGGGGUCAUGUUGGAAUUGUUCUUGCUUAUAUACUACCAAUGUGCCAGAUAGUACUAGUGGAAAAUAAAGAACAGUCACUUAUAUGUGCUGAAAAGAGAAGUGAUGAACUAGGAUUACAUAAUAUUUGGUUCAUCCAAGCAAAUAUGGACAAUUUUAAAGGAAAUUUUAAUAUUGGGGUGGCAUUGCAUGCUUGCGGAGUGGCAACAGACAUGGUUAUUGAACAUUGUAUCAAAGUUGGUGCAGCAUUUGUUAUUUCUCCUUGCUGUUAUGGCUUCAUACAGAAUACAUCCAAGUUUGCAUUUCCACGAAGCCAUCAGUUCAAGAAAGUGCUGUCAUACAAGGAGCACAUGAUUCUUUGCAGAUUUGCUGAUCAGACAGCUGUCCAGCUGCCCCCUGAACGCAGGCAAAUAGGUAAACAAUGCAUGGGAUUGGUGGACCUUGACCGGGCUUGGAGUGUGGAAAGAAGCAACUACUCAGUCCAAGUGAUAACCAUGGAACCACAGUCAUGUUCCCCAAAGAAUAAUUUGAUAACUGGUGUCCCAGUUUAGUUCAAAGGUUUUUCUAUCAAGUUGAAUUAAUACUUAGCUCUCUUGAUCAAAGGACAGUAACAUUUUGGAGACUGGAAAGGAGACACUGUACAUCUUGAAUCAGUUGUCUCCAGAAAAAGGAAGGAAAGGCAGUGGGGGCUAUCUUGCAAAGCUUCCUAAUUCCUGCUUGAAAUGUGUGAUUAAAUGACAGCUGGCUCUCCCAAAAUUUUCAUCUGUCUCCCAUUAUGACAGCAACCAAUAAAUUCUGGAAAAAUGAUUUCCUUUUCUGUGAAAAUUGGUCUUGCAUGUUGGGAAAUAUAUUUUGCAAGUGUUUUGGGCUUAUCAAUAUUCAACUAGAGAACAAAUCACAGUAUCUUAUUUUCAAAAUCUUACAAUUAUAUCUUCUCUGCUCGGUAAUAACUAUAUUACUGUAGGUGCGAAGUAUCAUUUUGGUCAAAUGUUUUAAUCUUUUUUUUCUUAGAAAAGUAUAUUCUAAAUAAAAAAAAUCUCACAACUUCUGAUCACUGUGUGGUCAACUUCGAUGUAGUUUUUGCAAUUUCCCAGUCUAGCCUAGAGUCUUCAAUAUUUCUGGUAGUCUCCCAUUAAAGUACUAACCAGGUCCAAUUUUCCUUAGCUUUUUUCAAGAUAGCCAAGGUCAUCUAGGGAAUGCUUCAGGUCAAAUUAUGUACUGUAUUUACAGUAUGUAAUUUACAGGUAGAUUCAUGCAUUAACUUUGAUGACUGUCCUUUGUAGGACAAAGCGAAUUUGCAAUACAUUCUUUAAAUGUGUAUAUGUGCAUUUACCUUUUUUUGCUGCAACUCUUCUCUUUCUUCCUUCAGUUUUUUUUCCCUGUGAGGAUUAAGCUCCAUACUUUCCAUUGGGAACAUGAAUGUGGGGGAGGAAGAGGACACAGAAAAGAAAACUACUGUGGGAAGGACAGUUGCAGCAGAAAAAAACCCACAUGCCUCUACUUCAUUUUUUUUUCUCCCUUUUCUCUAGGGGAACUCAUUGUUUGUAUUUUGAGAUAUGCGGUCAUGUGUGAGUUAUAGUUUGGUCCCCCUCAAAAAACACUGAAAUAGCGCUGCUUUUCCUUUUCCUUUUUUCAGGCUUUAAUUUGUUUCAGCUCAUUUUUUAAAACUCAUUUUAACUUAUGUUGUCAUUAGUCAUUCAGAUAGAUUCCUCAGAAGGUAAAGUAGUAUAACCAAAUACAAAACACUCUUCAAACUAUUACAGUGUUUUGGUUUGGUUUUGUUUACCGAAGCAAUGAACUGUAAACCUCCUCCAAAAUUAAUUCAUUUGAGUAGACUCAGUUGCUCCUACAGCAAUGUCAGGGCUGGAUAAAAUAUUCAAAAUUCUUAUCCUCUACAGAGCUCAGAAAUCUCUAAUAUUUCAGGCUAGAUUUUGUUUCUUCUCUCAUAUUUCUUGCCUGAAAAAUUAAAGAUUUCUUACACUUAAUCAAAGAGAGAGCAAUAUGUUUAAUAAUUCUGUUAAGAAACAUUUUGUUUUGAGUGGUUUUUGUACCUGUUUAGUAUUUUGAUGGUAUAACCUAUCAGCAUAUUUUUUUUCUUGUUAUCUUUCUGUUGUGUUAACUUUUUUAUAUCAGUAUAAUGUAUUUUUGAGACUAUUUUUAUUGUAUUCUUUCAAUAGGAAAUGUAUACAGAACAUUUAAGAUGGUCCAUUUCACAUUUAAUGAUAGUUUUUGCUUUUAUUACUUUGUACUGCAUAUUUAAGACAGUCCCAAGGCAAUUUGUUCACACUUCAUUCCUGUGAGGGCAAAAGGAAGGAAAACCCACAUGUAUGCAGCCUUGAACUUCCAGAAGAAAGUCAGAACAAAUCUACAAGGAAAUAUCUCUGGUAUUACCAUUCUGUUUCAUUACCAAAGCAUUAAGUGACAAAGGUGUGAAUACAGUAUUAUAAAACUGAUGGCUGUAGAAAGAAGUUUGAUACGUAAUUACUGAAAUCAGCUUUUUUUUUUUUUUUACUCUAAAAGCUUAUUAUCCAAAACAACUCACACAUCAGAAUGAAAAAAAAUGCUGGAAUUUGGUAGCAGUUGGAAACCCUGAAAAGUACCAAGUCAAUGUGUUCGCUGUUUACCUACGCAGUGGAAGAAAGAGAGAGAAGCAGAUGGCUAAGCAAAAGGGCUCAAUGAUAUUUUAUGAGCUUAUGAAUGAAGUUUCAUAAGUGACAAAUCUGCUAUCCAGAUCAUGGUUGGAGAAAAUCAGAUCUAGAAGCACUCUGGAAGUUCCUCAGUAGAUAUGGGAGAAUAUCUUGCACAUUGGCCACACCACAGUACUACAAGAUGAAAAAAUCAGAUGCUUUUUUGUGGAUACCUCAUAUAACAAAUAUUUAUUUAACAUUUAUUUAUUUAA